Molecule: messenger RNA, 2241 nt
Organism: Electrophorus electricus (electric eel)
Lineage: Eukaryota; Metazoa; Chordata; Actinopteri; Gymnotiformes; Gymnotidae
Gene: plekha1b
Product: pleckstrin homology domain containing, family A (phosphoinositide binding specific) member 1b
Source: RefSeq, a predicted model, not a curated record
UCUCUCUCUCGCGCGCGCGCGCUCCACCCUCGCGCUAAGGCAGGUAGCGCACGCGGAGUAGGAAGUUCGUGGGCAAUGGGCUGAAGGUCCGCGCGAGGCGGCGGCUGCUGGCGACCUUCCCGACGGACUCGGACCACUGUAAUGCGCAGACCCAGCGAUGCCUUAUGUGGAUCGGCAGAACCGAAUCUGUGGCUUCCUGGACGUGGAGGAGAAUGAGAACAGCGGCAGGUUCCUCCGCCGCUACUUUGUCCUGGACGCGCUGGAGGGCCGGCUCCUCUGGUACAUGGACAACCCGCAGAACCUUCCGGAAGGCACUCCCAAUGUCGGCUCCCUCAAGCUCACGUACAUUUCUAAGGUUAGCGAUGCUACCAAACUACGACCAAAGGCGGAGUUUUGCUUUGUCAUCAAUGCUGGGAUGAGGAAGUUCUACCUGCAGGCCAAUGACAAACAGGACCUGGUUGAAUGGAUCGCCGUGCUCAACAAUGCCACCAAAAUCACGGUGCCGAAGUUGGGCGAGCACAGCGGGCCCAACCCAGUGGAGGCCUGCCUGGAUGUCCUGGGAACCAUGAAGCAGGUGUCCUACAAGACGGAGAUCAUCGGCGGCGUUCCCAUCAUCACCACCACGCAGCAGGAGAAGGGAGACGGGCCAAACGGAGCCGAGCGAGGUGCCCCGCGCAAGCCGCACGCUGCCAUCCCCUACUACCUGAGCCGCGCCUCCCAGGACCAGGCGGUGGUGAAGGCAGGCUUCUGUGUCAAGCAGGGUGCUGUGAUGAAGAACUGGAAGAGGAGAUACUUCAUGCUCGACGAUAAUGCAAUCAGUUACUUUAAGUCAGACAUGGAAAGAGAGCCUCUGCGUGUGAUUCCACUGAAGGAGGUUAAUAGAGUUCAGGAGUGUAAGCAAAGUGAGCUGAUGAUGAGGGACAAUCUCUUUGAACUUGUCACUUCAUCUAGAACGUUCUACAUCCAGACGGACAGCCCAGAGGACAUGCACAGCUGGAUCAAGGCCAUCUCUGGGGCAAUUGUGGCCCAGCGUGGCCCUGGGCGCUCCGCCGCCACGAUGCGUCAGACCCGAAGGUUCUCAAACCCUUGUGUUCAGAGGAACGCAGGGAGCAAACCUUCUACUGCAGCGAGCAAAGGCCUCCGAUUCCUCGCUCACCCAUCUCCGCGGAACUCAACUUCUCAGAAUGCCACUUCCUCCCGGGCCCUCAGCAUGGCGUGGGACAGUCCGGGCACCAGCGGCCCACAACGGAGUGGCCAGCGCAACCGCCUGUCGCUCCAGGAGGCCCCCCGCCUCCUGUUCAAGUGACGGCGGAAAACCCGUCGCCAUGGCAGUGAAGGGGAAGCUUGGAGAUUUCGAGGCCAGCCGUUCAUGACGUGGACAAUGCGAAAACGAGUGAGGUGUAAAGAGCAAUGACCGCAGCACUCAUUCUGACCCCCGCCCCAAACCCACACCCACCCCAACACCCACCCCAACACCCUGAGAAAAGACACAGCACAGGAAUGACAUGAUAUUGGCAGUCUGACCAGGCAUCUGGCCGUGCAGUACAAAGUCUAAGCCAAACAAAGCGGGACGGAGAAAGGUAAACGGAACUGAGGUGGACUCAAGGGGAACUGGUACACUUUGGAGACGGAUUUGCCCAUAGGAUUAUGGGAUGUGGAGUCCUGUCAUCCAUCUGAGACAUGAACGAAUAACUGCUGCUCGGACGUGGCAUGAAGAAUGACCAGUCUGAGUGAACACCUUGGUUUCCCAGUGGCAUUUGUCCUUUUCUCAAACACAAAGCCAUGACCAGUCCGACCAGAACAGGCUUGUUGUGGAACUGAAGAGCUGGUGUAUAUAUUGAAUGAAUUCGCUCCUUUUUUUUUUUUCCUGUACGUUACCUCUGUGUGGUAGAAUUAGGGCUUUGACUCCUACAGUGAUAAACUUCUUCCUUCCAAAAAUGGUGUAUAGAAUUCAUUCGAGCUGAACAGCAUACUGACUUUCUUUUUACUGAGCUCAUUUUACCUUGUUCUUUUAUGCGAUUUGUCAAAUUCUUAAGUGUUCGGUGAAAAUUGUUUUUAGGUUCUGAAUUGCAUUCUGGACAGUCCGAUGAGGUGCUGCCACUACUUACAGUACAAGAAAAAUCUAAAUUAUUUUUUCGUUGUUUACAUUAUAUUUCAAGAUCUGUCCACAUACUGUAAUGCCAGAGUUUGUUUCAGAGCAUAAUUAAAUGAUCAAAAUAUGAUUACACUUGGUUGAAAUGA